AUGUCCACAGAGCCAGAGCUUAGGUCUGCUGACAAGCCAGAGACAUUUGGCGAGGAACGGGGAAGAGGGUGGCAUCAUAUGCCUCUGUGUGACAUCCAGGGCAACGCUCUCAUCCUGAUGCAAGAAGAGGCAUGGUGCAAGAGGGUGUGGCCGUCAGUGGCUCAGCAGGACCUGGCACCUCUGCUGCUGGGUGGGGUCACUGUAGAAGACAGCAUCUCUGAGCAAAGAGCUGUCCCUGCCAGGAGAGGAGCACACUCAAAGGUAAGGGCGCCUAAGCUGCUUGAGGUCCUGAGGGCUCUGGAGGAGGGUGAGUUUGGCAACAAAAAAGAGGAGAUUUUCAUUGCCCCUGACAGUGCCUCUGGGGAUUUCACUGAUGAGAAUUCUGGGGAAGAAGACAGUGACCAGAAUGGUGCCCAACUGCUUGGCCAGAUGCUGCGUGCAUCUGUCUGAGGACUCAGACGAGGAGGAGGAAGAGGAAGAGGAAGAGAGGAGAAACCAGAACUGCAGCCAGCCAAGAAAAAGCAGAAGGCAGCAGGCAAGCCUUAGCGUGUUUGAACCAAGAGAGCCAUCCAGCCCAAUUUUGGUAGUUGGGAAGCCUCUGAUUCUCAUAUAGAGGACCUCAAAACCAAGGAGCUGAGUCCCGUGGGCCUCUUUGAACUGUUUUUGAUGACUGAGAUAAUCAGUUUCAUUGUUCAUGAAACCAUCCAUUAUGCUCAGCAGAAAAAUAUCACCCUAUAUCUCAUGGCCCAGGAACUGAAGUGUGUUUUGGGCAUCUUGAUUUUAAGUGGGUACAUCUCCUAUCCAAGGAGGCAGAUGUUUUGGGAGACAGCUCCUGACUCUCAUCAUUGCCUCGUGGCUGAUUCUCUCAGAAAGGACAGAUUUGAGCUGAUCUUCUCCAACCUGCAUUUUGCAGAUAACAGUGAACUCGAUGAAAGCGAUAGGUUUACCAAGGUCAGGCCCCUCACCAUCCAUCUGAACUGUAACUUCCAGAAGCAUACUCCCCUGGAAGAGUUCUACAGUUUUGGUGAAUCCAUCUAUGAGUACUUUGGGCACCAGGGGCCUAAGCAUCUGCACUCAGGGAAGCCAGUCUGGCUGGGCUACAGGAUCUAGUGUGGGCCAGCCAGCAGAGGCUACCUGGUAUGGUUUGAACCAGACAGAGGCUUGAAUGUAGGGACCAGUAUGGUAGUCAGCUGUGUGGAUGCACUUCAAGGGGGUGGCUGCCUGCCAUACCACAUAUUCUUUGACAAGGUCUUUACAAAUGUCAAACUGAUAUCCAUUUUGAGGGAAAGGGGAGUAAAAGUCACAGGAACUGUUUAUGAGUACAGGACCGAGCGUUGUCCCCUCAAGGGUCCCAAAGAACUGAGGAAAACAAAAAGGGGCUCUUUUGACUACAGGGUGGAUGAAAGCCAGGAGAUCAUUGUGUGCAGCUGGCACAACAGCCACGUGAUAAACAUCUGCUCCACUGUGGUGGGCAUAGAGCCAGUCAGACUGCCCAGCCACCACCUGGGAACAGCCAAAGCUCAGGCACAGGUCCACCAGCCAUCCUUGGUGAAGCUUGAUCAGGAAAAAGCCAGAGAGGUUGACCAAAUGGACCAGAGUAUCACCAAGUAUAAGGUAAAGAUCCGGGGCAUGAAGUGGUACCUGAGCUUCAUCAGCUACAUCAUGAAUGCAACCCUCAACAAUGAGUGGCAACUGCACAGGAUGUGCUGCCAGGACAGGCAGGUGGACGACCUGCUCACCUUCUGCAGGUCCAAGUAUCUGGAGAGCAAUGCAGACAUGUCCUCACAGGGGAGGCAGAGUCCGCUGGUAGAAACUGAGAGCUGCUUCAAUAUGAUUGGACACUGGAUUAUCCAUCAGGACAAGAGGACCCAGUGUGCCCUCUGCCACUCACAAACCAACAACCCCUGUGACAAGUGUCAGAAAGGUGUUCAUGCCAAGUGCUUCCGGGAGUAACAUAUCCCUGCUUCUUCAGGCUAUAAUGACACCACUGGGAGGACUUGA
Messenger RNA from Arvicanthis niloticus (Nile rat), 2001 nucleotides. Lineage: Eukaryota; Metazoa; Chordata; Mammalia; Rodentia; Muridae. The record is from RefSeq and is a predicted model, not a curated record.